AUGGCUCCUGCCAAAAGGUCACACGCCGUCCUGGAAGCAGGCGGCGCAGACGAUGAGGUACUAGACGUCCAGCACGCAAGGUCGUCCCUUAGCCAAGGCACGUCUCCGAAGCAGCAUGCAGCCGCCCAGAGGGACGAAACCUCUAGCUCAGAUAGCGAGGCUGUCGAAGACAACCAAGAUGAUGAAGACCACGGAGGGCGACCCGGACGCGACUCCCCGCCACGAACUCAAUACGAGAUUGCUCGCGACGAUGGCUUCAGGCACUUGCAGUACGAGGACCAAGACGAUCAGCGUGCUACACAAAAGAUCAAAAGCCGCCCGCAACGCAUCGGCGACAAUCACGCAGCCGAGAACGGCAUCAUCGAGAGUGUCGAGUGCGUCAAUUUCAUGUGUCAUGAGCGGCUCUACGUUGAGCUGGGGCCCCUUAUCAACUUCAUCGUUGGCGAGAACGGCAGCGGUAAGAGUGCUGUGCUGACGGCCCUUACAUUAUGCCUUGGCGGCAAGGCCAGCUCCACCAACAGAGGUGGAAGUCUGAAGAGCUUCAUCAAAGAAGGUCAAGUCAACUCCGUCAUCGUUGUCAAGAUAAAAAACCAGGGCAUCGACGCCUACCAACACGACCUGUAUGGCGACACCAUCACGGUCGAGCGUCACUUUUCUAGGGCGGGCGCCAGUGGCUUCAAGCUCAAAAGCGUGGCAGGCAAGACAAUUUCUACAAAAAAGGCCGACGUCGAUGAGAUAUCCGAAUAUUGGGCGCUGCAGGUCGACAACCCACUCAACGUACUAUCGCAAGACAACGCACGUCAGUUUUUGAACUCUUCAUCGCCAUCUAUGAAGUACAAAUUCUUUGUCCGUGGCGUGCAACUGGAACAGCUCGACAAUGACUACAAAUUGCUGACGGAGAUUCUUGAAAGCCACGAGGCGAAGUUACCGAGUCUGGAGGAGCAUGUUCGCCGCGCCAAGAGAGAGCAUAUUGAGGCACAGAAGCUUAAGGACAUUGCUCAAAGGAAUGAGGAGAUGAGGAAGACGUAUCGCCGGCUACGAAACCAGUUGUAUUGGUCCCAAGUGGCCGAGCAAGAGGAUACGCUAGCGAAAUAUAAUAACGAAAUUGCCGCCCUAGACGAGGAAAUUCGUCGCGCCACAGUAAACAUCGAGCAGGCAUCACAAGCUCUGACCCAGCGUGACGAGCAAUUGGAGCGUACCAAAGCAACAGUGGAGAACGAAUCGCAGGAAAUUAGUGCGAUUCAGGAAAACAUUGAAGCCGCUGAUGGGGCGUACCAAGAUGCCAAGAAGUCUGUUACCGACAUACACCACCAGCUCAGAGAUGUUCAGCAACGCCUGAAGAACGCCGGGCAAGGGUUGUUGAUUUCGAAAGCAAGAUCCAAGCUGAGGAGCAACGCCUUGGGGCCGGAACUGGCAGUGCUCGUCAGGAACAGGAGACACUCCUGA
Messenger RNA from Colletotrichum spaethianum, 1446 nucleotides. RefSeq names its product structure-specific endonuclease subunit SLX1. The transcript is spliced from 2 exons. The record is from RefSeq and is a predicted model, not a curated record. Bases 1 to 1446 code for a protein of 481 amino acids. Gene Ontology annotation, cellular component: Smc5-Smc6 complex; site of double-strand break; nucleus. Gene Ontology annotation, biological process: double-strand break repair via homologous recombination. Gene Ontology annotation, molecular function: single-stranded DNA binding; ATP hydrolysis activity; damaged DNA binding. NCBI's taxonomy places the organism in Eukaryota, Fungi, Ascomycota, Sordariomycetes, Glomerellales, Glomerellaceae.